This is a messenger RNA of Megalobrama amblycephala (Wuchang bream), 1309 nucleotides long. RefSeq lists its product as uncharacterized. Lineage: Eukaryota; Metazoa; Chordata; Actinopteri; Cypriniformes; Xenocyprididae. Bases 78 to 788 code for a protein of 236 amino acids. The record is from RefSeq and is a predicted model, not a curated record. The transcript is spliced from 6 exons.
UAAAUAAGAAUGAUAGAAAUAGAAACCGAAAGAAACAAACUGAUGCCAUCACCGCUAGAGCUUUUUAUUACGCAGAAAUGCUCUUCAUCGUAACCUUCGCUUUUCUUUUAGCUUUAUCCUGGGCUCUUCCAAAGGAUUUUAUAAUUCAGUUCGAACGCAAAGUGUUGAUAAACGGGACGGUCGUGGAGAGGAUCCUUCUUCUUAGUCAUCCGCAUUUAAAGGGACAGUUCGACAAGCAACCUGUUGUCAGACCCAUUCAAGAUGAAGUCCUGAAAAUGAUGGUGGAGAAUGAUCAUGCUACAGCAAUUUUUGGCACAUAUAUACGUUUGAGGGAAUGCAAGAUGAGAGGUUAUCAGGUCCUGCAGCUGUCCGACCGGUUUCAGCUCAAUGGGAGAGAUUGUCUGACUUUAGAUCCAGAAAGUGAUUCAUGGACGGUGUUGAUGCCAGAAGCGCAUGAUCUAAAGCAGUCUUGGACGCUUGAGGCCGAGCACACGAGUAUAGAGAAGGUCCACCUGAAAGAAGAAUGUGAGGAAUUCAUGAAGCAGAUGAAUGACACCCAGGAUCAAGAGGGGCUUGGUGUGUUAAGAGUGAUGGCUCCAGUUCUGGCCACUUUUCUCUUCUUUGGAUUUGUCUUUAUAAGCUACCUUAUCUUCAAACGACAUGGUCAACAGCCAGGAGGUGUUUUAGGCUCAAUAAUCCACUAUCCAGCCCAUCAUUUUGAUGUGCCAUUGGACGGACAGAGCCACGGGGACAUCUCUCAAGUUCCAGUGCUGAAGGGACAUUAUUAGCAAUCACCUAGCCUGCCUGACCACAUUAUUGAAAAGAUAGUCAACUCUUUCUCCUGAUUGCACUGAUUUGAAAGUUCAGUAAUAAAUUUGUUCUAAUUUAUAUAUCCAGUGUUUGAAAGGAAAGGUCUUUAAUUAAAAUGAUCUUGAAAGCUUAGUUAUUCAAGUUAUUUUGAUGAUAUUAUAUGUACAUUUUGUUACAAAAUGUUCUUAACAACAAUGCAACUAAUUGAUAUGCUACCCUUUACUAUAUAACACAAUCUGAUUAAAUGUCAGGUAGACAUAUUUACUUUUUUUUAACAUUUGUUUAAAAUUUUGUGCUUUUUUCAUUUUCCCUGAAUAUGUAAAACAACUGAUAUCCGAUAACCGAUUUUGUUGUAUCUGACACCAGCUGUAAUUUUAUUGAAAUUCAUGCAAAAAGAUCAAACCCAGCAAAAAACCAAAUCAAACUUAUUUAUCUCAUGAUAAAUUUACUGUACUUUUUAUUUUAUGUAAUAAAGAUGGAAUAAGUUUAGUUCAUGUAA